Paramecium octaurelia is the source of this 784-nucleotide messenger RNA. NCBI's taxonomy places the organism in Eukaryota, Ciliophora, Oligohymenophorea, Peniculida, Parameciidae. The record is from the annotation of a GenBank genome assembly.
UACAUAUGUUGGAUAAUGAUGAAUUUAGUUAUUUGUUCAAAAUUAUAUUGAUAGGUAGAGUGAUUAAAUAAUGGUUAGGUGACUCAGGAGUGGGGAAGACUAAUUUAUUCAAUAGAUUGCAAUAUAAGGAUUUUUAAUAUGAUACUCGACCAACAAUAGGAGUAGAAUUCUUAAAUAGGACUGUGAGGGAGGAUGGUAAUUUGAUAAAGUGUUAGAUAUGGGAUACAGCAGGAUAAGAAAAGUAAGAGAGUUUGAAAUAACUCUUAGAUUUAGAGCAAUAACUAGUGCUUAUUAUAGAGGAGCAAAGGGAGUGUUUGUUUGUUAUGAUGUUACAAAAUAAGGAACAUAUGAAUCAACACUAAGAUGGAUGAGUGAAAUAAAGUAAUAUGGGGAUCCUAAUAUUGUGAUAAUGUUGGUAGGAAAUAAAAUUGAUUUGGCAGAAUAGAGAGUAUGUCUUAUAAUUGAUAAAGAUCGUAAGGACUGAUGAAGUCUCCUAAUUCUGUGAGUAAAAUAAGGUAGGAUAUAUAGAAACCUCGGCACUGAAUAAUGUAAAUGUGGAGUUAGCAUUUAAUUAGAUGGUUACAGGUAAUUAAUUAAUUCUGAUAAACUUAGAAAUAUAUAAAAUUGUCUAAGGAUAGAAACCAAUAAGUUAGACUCAAUUAGGAAUCAAUGAUGUUUAUGUGUUAAAGAAAGAAACCCAGCCAGACUCAUCCAAGAAGAAAAAGCAAUGCUGCUGAAUAAUAUGAUAAUCACUACUCAAUUAUUGAACUAAAUAAUAUAAAAG